CACACACACACACACACACACACACACACACACAGGAAUUGGACUCGCGCAGUUUUCCAGGCACCAAACAUAACUGCUCCACCAGUUGUAUCAACAUGUAGUUGGCGCCAUCUUUUGGUUUCCAUAGGAACUGAUAUGCAUGUGAGGGGAGCUGCUGGUGCGCAACUGCGUUGGCCCCGCUGACUCACGAGCUUGCUGCUGGUGACAUUAUCUGUUACAUGGAAGCCUGUCAUGCUGCAGGGUAUGGCAUGCUGGAAAUGUGUGCGACUUUAUGAUGCGCCUCUUCAGUUUUUCUCAAUAGUUCUCACGAAUGCACCAUGGGAAACGCACGGGGGUGCGCAUUUAUAGGGGUCUUGCUCAAGGACAGGCCAUGGAAGCUGAUAACACUGAUGGGUUAAACCCUGAUCUUUGCGCGCGCCUCGCUGUUGCGGUGCUCCAGCUGACAUGUCAAUUCAGGUCUAGAAAAACACAUUUGCUGGGAAAAGUUCUUGAACGGAGAAGCAGAAGUGGGAACCACAAGAGCCCUGUCAUUGCUCUCCGGUGACAAGUGGGCCUGUUUUUACACCUUCUUUCUAAAUAAGGAAGCGGCCUGACAGACAUAUGACCACCGACCCAAUUUGGGAGCAGCCCGAGGGCCCCAUUGCGUCCCAGGCCGCUGAACGUCACCAAUAAGCUUUCUUCCCCUCCAGUCCAGCAGUGACAGUAGACUGUUGCCCCCUCAACCCUUCACCGACUUGGUAUUUUUCUUGGCUACCCCUUAUAUUUUCCCAGCGGUGAAGUCAGCAUGAUGUCAUAGGGAUGCGAUAGCCUUGGCAAGGUUGAAUCAGGGAUUUUGGAGAGUGGCAGCCUGGAAGAUUUAUUUUGAACUCUUACCGAGAGAGACUGUCAGGGGGAAGAGAGAGAGAAAGGAAGAGUGUGUGUGAGAGAGAGGGGCGCGGAUGAGCUGCAAAACAUGGUAAUCAUCACCAACAACAUCACCAUCACCUCCAGCUCUGCCGCGCACUCUCCCGUCUCCUCUCAUCCUCUGCACCGGGGCUUGCGUUUCAUGCCCACAGCCCUGAUCUGCUUACCAAAAAUAACCCUCAGCCAGCAUGCCGAAGGAAGCAAAACAAGAAGAGCGGUAUUUUUAGGGUCAUUAAUUUCGACCACGUGGCCCGACGGUAAACCGGAUGGCCGUUGCGCAAAGGCUCCUCGUCAGUAUGUCCUGCGAGGCCGGCACGCCGCACUGGACGCUGACCGCGGUGGUUCUCCUGGGCUUUCUGCUGGGGAUCGUGUCAGCGUACCCUUUACCGAGCAGCAGGACAAAUACAACUUUGCUGGAGAAACGAUGGGAGACCCUCUUCUCUCGCUCUGUAUUGGGGAUCUCUGGGGAGAAACCGGAGCAGAACUGGGAGAAUGACUAUCUGCUGGGAAUCAAAAGAGUGCGGAGGCUCUACUGCAACGUGGGCAUCGGGUUUCACCUUCAGAUCCUCCCCGACGGCAGGAUAAACGGUGUACAUAAUGAAAACCAGUACAGUCUAAUAGAGAUCUCUACGGUGGAAAGAGGAGUGGUGAGCCUAUAUGGAGUGAAGAGCGAGUUGUUUGUCGCAAUGAACAGCCGUGGAAGGUUAUACGGAACGAAAGUCUUCCAUAACGAGUGCAAGUUCAAGGAGAGCUUGCUCCCAAACAACUACAACGCCUACGAGUCCCUGAUUUACAGAGGAUCCUACAUAGCACUGAGCAAGCAUGGCCGUGUGAAGAGGGGCAACAAGGCCACAACUGCCAUGACUGUUACGCACUUCUUACCCCGGAUAUAAUGAGAAAAAACUGGCAAUAACAAACUAAUUUGCACAUGUGGAUUUUUUCACAGGUAACACAAGUACCACAUACCUACGUACAAACACAGAAGACAACGGAAACUGCAAAAGAAAGAUACACACUUAUAUCUGAUAGUAUUUAUUCAAACUUUAUAUGUAUAUUUGGGUAGCUUACUUUGUAUUAGAAAUGAUAGAAAUGCCAUUCUGUGCUGCUGUUAUGAGUUUUGUUAGUUUGUGGGGAUGGAGAGGCGUCAUUUGGCCCUCCAGUUUUCAUGGGUGCUUGCUGGAAUUUUUUGCCCUCCCAGUGGAUGACAGCUCAUCUUUAAUGAAAUGAAAUGGAGAUAUUACCUCAAAGAAGCAUAUCCUGAGGAGAAUUAGAAAGAGAUGUGUGCAUGAAAUUGACACACAAAGGAAUGUCUGUUUACUUUCAAAGUUUUUAAUUUUCAUCCAUCAAUAAUCUCAACAUUUCUUGUUUAUGUUUGACUGUCUCCGUCACUGUCUGGGCAACCCGAGCACUCGCCAAUAAGUCAGUGUCUUUCCUUGUUUCGUCAUGAGGUGGCUGUGCCUUGAAUUCCUUCUUGCGGCCCCCUUACCCUUGCAUGCGAGAAAUGUGCUGCUCAAGUCAGAAAUAGGAAUGAUUACGCAAGUCAUCACUCCCUCAGACACCAUGGGGGACUUUAGCCUAAUUCCUUGAGGGUCUGAGGUUUCUCCUCUUUAUUCUCUUUCCACAAUUAGAUCAAUUAAGUAAUUGAAACUAUGCUGCACAGGAACCAGUGGAGCCUUGAGUUAACGUGUAAAACUAGAUUUAGAUUCAGAACUCUAUCCCCCACCCCACAUCAUGUCCAUGGGAGCUUUGACAAUCCCUGGUUUGAUUUUCACUAGUUUUGUAGCCGGAUCCUCAAGCCAGACUAAGUGUGUGACUGUUCGCUGUAUGUAUGAGGGUGCAUUUUUUUCACGUAUGCAUGUAGAAUUGUUUUAGAGAUGCUUUAUUUAAAUUGAUGUGAUCAUUUGAGCCUGUGUAGCAGAAUAUCACAGACCCGACCUCUGAGCUGUGUCGGGACUAAACUCUUGGCUGUUGACGACUCAUGCCGGUUCAUUGAACUUGUUUCUGAAGCUUCAGCGUGACGGUGGGAGCCGUUUGCCUUUCACAUGGGUCUGAUGAUAUUUGGCACUUAAAGUAGCGUGUUUACAGAGUACGUCCCUGGUUACUGUAAAUAUGACGGUCUUCUACGUAAAUUUGAUAUAAACCCAAUGUUCCAGUUUGGCCCAGAGAGAAUUGGAACAGUUUAUCAAAAGUGACAUUUUGAUAAAGUUGAUUAUUUAUGCCAGAUAUUUAAGCUAUUUAUGGAUUAUUCAGACUUGUCACUGAGGUAUAUAGUUGGGCUUCUUGUGAAAAACAACAGUCAACCAAAGGGUUCAGGCUUUCUGUAUGCAGCAUUUCAUACUUGAAUUCAUAUAAAGGCUCACACUCCUCUCUGAUACUGUAAUUUUCCAUUGUGGAAACAAACGGAGGCAUAGGUCAAAGCCAACAGAAGACAGUAAAGAUGGACAGAGGACUUACGUGGGGCUCUGUAUGUGACACUGAUUGUUUGUUUAACUUGGCAAGGAUGCGUAUAAUGCCUGGGUUAAAUACCUGAGAGUGAGACCUGCAGGCUCCUCCAUGGCUGAUGUCAGACCGGAUGGUCAGCGCAGGGAAUCUUGUGCAUCUGAGCCAUUUUUUGUACCAAGGUCAGUCAUGGGGGCUGCCUCCUCUACGUUUUCCAUGUUCAUUUGCUUUACAAAGCUCCAUACCUGUUCCACUUUGUUUCUUGGACUUCAGCAUAGAUAUGCGCAAUUUAAACUGUUGUGAUGAGGUGCAUUAAUCAGCGUCAUUUAUUUAUUUUUUAACAUGAUCUGCGGUUUACUGGAACUAGCAACCGACGAGGCCAAGAUCAGCUGGGUGAAAUAUGAUUCUAAGAAAGUAGCGAGACUCCUCCUGUAGGUGUGUUUUCUUCUCUCAUGCCCUCUCUGACCUUUCUUUUAUGAACUGAUGGUUUACAUGCCCUUUAAGCUUAUGUGUGGUAGCAGAAAACGAAUGUGCCGUAACUAGUCAGGUUGAGCACGUGUGUGUAAGCAUGUGUGCAUUUGUCCGCUCAUACAAUGUUCUGUUUCUGCCAAAGCAGAAGACAUAGAUGGUAUCUGAUGAGUUUACCUUGAGUCAGGAAUAACGGGGCAUUGUCUGACUGUGCUAGCCAGAGAUGAGAGGGAUGGAGAAAGCCAGCGCAACAUCCACUAAUGGAAAUGUGUCGAAUCAAAGCACCAAAUGUGGUUUCAGCUGGUAGUUUUUGUAGCAAAAUACCACAUGAAAUAAAUCAAAUGCUUCCAGGAAAGAGACACUUGAGUUAACUAUCUGAUGGACUGAAAACUGUGAUUCAAAAGAGCAACUUGUGACUCCCAGGAUGUCAUGUACGUUACUGAAUGUUGACAAGACUGAUUAUGAUGUCUUUGGGGGGAUUUUGCCUUGAGCAUCUUUUCAUUGUGACUGAUCAGCCUGUCUCAUAUCACUCUGAUUAGAAAACAGGCUGAUUUCAUGGCAGAGGAAUUUAUUUUAUUUCUAAUUUAUCAAACUAUUUAAAGGUGCAAAUUUUUUUAUUUUCAUGGAGAAAAUGCUGUUUGUUCUUGAUUUCUUUAAAACUAGUUGACUUGCAAGAUCAAAUCGGCUUGUGUCAUUGUGUUAAUACUGUAUGUUAUUACUGGCUUAUCAUGGUUUGCUUCAGAGGACACCGUCAGCACAACAGCGGGUUCAGUAGCAGAGUGGGGAACCGUAACGUCACGUUAGCUCUAAGGGACAGUUGAUAAGGUGAUAUUGUGGAAUGAAGUUGACAGUGUUCAUACCAAAAGCAAGGUCACAUGAUGUCGGAUGUUACUGAUGCCAAUUCUACAACGUUUGCAUGAUGCUGCUGUGAAGCAGAAAGGUUGUAAAAUAUAGCAGUAACUAAGAAAAAAGGUAGUAAAUGGUGAGAAAAUAUCACUUUUCAACCUCACUACCUUAGUUCCUCAUUAUGCAUGUAGGGUUCUGAGUGGACUUGGUAUGUCUUAUCCCUUUGAUUGAGGAUCCAGUGUCUGGAUUUUGCCAUUGUGCUGGUUUUAAAACGUGUUGGUUAACAGGGAAUGGGAGGUCUGUGGGUGGAUCUGGGAUCAGAUUUGUGUGUGCGUGUGUGUGUGUCCCUGUGUGCCGCCAGCCUCCGUGUUUCCCUCUCAGUUUUCUAUUCCUGCACUGAGGGGAGAAUGCUUCCUCCGAGUCCCCCUCCUCUUUUUUAACAUAUACCUCACCUUCUGCCUUAGUUCCGAUUAUUGAAAUGAUUGUAAAUUAGUUUGAAACAACAGACUUCUCCAAUCAUUUGUUUCUGAAAAAAUAUGACGAGUAAGUAAAAUACUAUAUUGCAAAUGGUUUUCCUUUUAUUUUUGUACGUAUGUGCUGUGCACAGCAGUCAACUGUAAUUCUGAGACGACAAUAAAAGAUGUUUU
Molecule: messenger RNA, 5303 nt
Organism: Melanotaenia boesemani (Boeseman's rainbowfish)
Lineage: Eukaryota; Metazoa; Chordata; Actinopteri; Atheriniformes; Melanotaeniidae
Gene: fgf6a
Product: fibroblast growth factor 6a
Exons: 3
Coding region: 1170-1796 (208 amino acids)
Biological process (GO): regulation of cell migration; fibroblast growth factor receptor signaling pathway; positive regulation of gene expression
Cellular component (GO): cytoplasm
Molecular function (GO): fibroblast growth factor receptor binding; growth factor activity
Source: RefSeq, a predicted model, not a curated record